This is a messenger RNA of Adineta ricciae, 510 nucleotides long. The record is from the annotation of a GenBank genome assembly. NCBI's taxonomy places the organism in Eukaryota, Metazoa, Rotifera, Eurotatoria, Adinetida, Adinetidae.
AUGAACAAUGAAAAUGUGAGAAAAAUCUUUUCACUUCUUCGAACACAACUUCAAUUAAAAGAAAACGAAUUUCUUUAUUUACAACGAAAUGAUCCUGAUCUACUUCCACCCGAUGGCGAACAAAUCCAAUUCAUAAUCGAUACAAUCGCUUCUCUUCAACUUUCCACCGAAGAUGGUCUAUUCAUCUGUUCAUCAUCCAACUCUUUUCAUCAUCACCCAAUACCCUCGACACCUCUUUGCUCAAUCGAUUUCAACACAAUAAAGAAUCUUCCAAAAGAUGUUUGGCUUUCCCAGUCCUCUUCGAAAACAAAUCCAGUGAAUCAACAACGAUUAUCAUUGUCAGUCAAUUCUAAAACAUCACGUCCUCAAAUUCCAAUAAAUAAUCAUUUAUUAUUUAUGCCACUCACCGCGUUUAAACCAACAUCAGUAGAUUUGACAAUUAAUUCAAUCGAUAGUCUUUUAGAAAGUCAAUCGAUUUACUCGAAAGAAUUUUGGUUAAACAAAAAAUAA